Molecule: messenger RNA, 528 nt
Organism: Helianthus annuus (common sunflower)
Lineage: Eukaryota; Viridiplantae; Streptophyta; Magnoliopsida; Asterales; Asteraceae
Exons: 1
Coding region: 1-528 (175 amino acids)
Source: RefSeq, a predicted model, not a curated record
AUGGCACUGUUCGACUCGUGCAAGGUCGAACACAUCCCCCGCAGCAAAAACAAGAAGGCCGAUGCUUUAUGCAAGCUAGCAUAUGUGUCGUUCAGCCACCUCGCUAAGGAGGUACGGGUGGAAGUGUUGACCGCACCUUCGGUUGCCACUCCACAGGUCAUGCAAGUAGAAGCCCCGUCCCAAACUUGGAUGACCCCGAUCAUCAACUACUUGGUACACGAUGUUUUGCCAAUUGAUAAGGCGGAGGCUAGAAAAAUACAGAUCAACUCACUUCAAUACCAAAUGCAAGAAGGGGGUCUAUACCGAAAGACUUUCCUCGGCCCUCUAUUAAAAUGUCUCGACCCGAAGCAAGCCAGCAACAUGAUUAGAGAGAUACAUUACGGCAUUUGUGGUAUCCAUGCCGGACCAAAAAUGACCGUAACAAAAGUAAAAAAUGCAGGGUAUUAUUGGCCCGGAAUGCAUGAAAGUGCGGUAAAAGAGCUCCAACAAUGUGAUGAAUGCCAGAAAAACGCGCCGAUAAGCCUUUGA